UUCAAACUGAUGAUAAUAUUGAGAAGAAGCAAAACAAUUUAAAGGAUGAUACAUUUAUUGUUAAUCCAAGAUUGCAAGAUGAAUUAUGUCAAUUGGAUAUGGAAAUAAAUUUUGAACAGGAUAUGAAAGUAUAUCUGUUACCAGAACGCCAACGUAUCCAAGACUUUUUUUUACUCAUGGCCAUUUGUAAUACUGUUGUUGUAUCUAAAUAUCCACAUAAAGAUCAGAUGAAUUCCAGUGGUCUUUUUUUAAACAUUCCACCUAUUAAUAAUGAAUCCCAUGUGUUGGGAAGUGGUGAUCUACCACAGGACAAAUAUACACUUUUGAUAAACUCUGUUGAUACACCAAGUAAUUCUGCAGCUUCUACACCAAAUUGGAGACCAAAGCAUUUAGCUAUACCAUCAUUUGGUUAUCGUUCAUAUACACCAACUCCUACACCCUCUCCGGCAGAUUUCCGUCCAAUAUAUGAAGCAGAAAGUCCAGAUGAAAUUGCUCUUGUAGAAGCUGCAUUUCAUUAUAAUUGCCGUCUUUUAAGAAGAACUCCUGAUGCAGCAUUAAUAUUCCUACCAGGUGAAGGUUUGAUAGAAUUUAAAGUACUUCAUAUCCUUCCAUUUGAUUCAGUUCGUAAAAGAAUGUCAGUCAUUUUGCAGCAUCCGUUUACUGGAGAAAAAUUGUUAUAUUGCAAAGGAUCUGAUUCUACUGUUCUAACUCAGAUAUCUCAUAAUCAAACACCUGAAAUGCAAGAAAUUAUUAUGAAAACACAACAGCAUUUAAAUAAUUACAGUAGAAAAGGAUUAAGGAUUUUAUGUAUGGCUAAAAAGAUUAUUUCUCCUGAAGAAUAUGAAGAAUGGUUAUAUGAACAUAGAAAAGCUGAACUCUCAAUGGAGGAUCAAGAAGAAAAGCUUCAUAUAUCUGCAUGCCAAAUUGAAACAAAUUUAGAAUUAUUGGGAGCAACUGGAGUAGAAGAUAGGUUACAGAGUGGUGUACCUGAAACCAUAAAUGCUUUACGUUCUGCAGGAAUUGUAUUAUGGGUUCUUACUGGAGAUAAGCAGGUAUUAGAAACAACAGAGGACACAAUUAAAUUUUAUUUAGAUCAGAUGAAUAAAGAUUUAACGGCUUGGAAUACAUCUCCUUCUAAAAUUAAAUCAUCAGUUUUUAAUUCAUUGUCAAAGUUUUUUAACAAGAAAUCAAAAUCAACUAACUGUAUUUUAAACACACAUCAGUCGUAUCGACAAAAAGGAAUGGUUAUUGAUGGUCGUACCCUAAGUUAUGUCUUGGACAAAAGGUUGAGUCCUCUCUUUUUGGAAUUAGCAUCACGAUGUCAUGCUGUGCUAUGUUGUAGAGCAACACCUCUACAAAAGGCUUCAAUAAUCAAGUUAGUGAAGGAAUCAUUACAUGUUUUAACAUUAGCAAUUGGUGAUGGAGCAAAUGAUGUAAGCAUGAUCCAAACAGCAGAUGUUGGAAUUGGUAUAAGUGGUCAAGAAGGAAUGCAAGCAGUCAUGGCUAGUGAUUUUGCUUUGGCAAGAUUUCGCCAUUUAGAAAGAUUGUUGCUCGUGCACGGUCACUGGUGUUAUGAUAGAUUGGCACGGACAAUUUUGUACUUUUUUUAUAAAAAUGCCAAUCUCAUUUUUGUUUUAUUUUGGUUCCAAUUCUUUUGUGGUUUUACCGGGAGUGUUAUGAUUGACCAAAUGUAUUUAAUGUUUGUGAAUGUACUUUUCACUUCAAUAUCUCCUGUGGUUGUUGGUAUAUAUGAUCAAGAUUGUCGGGAUUAUUUACUGCUGCAGAAUCCUGGAAUUUAUUCCAGAGGAAGGAAUUCAGAGCUGUACACAAAAUAUUCUUUUAUUGUUAAUAUGGUGGAUGCCAUCUACCAAAGCAUUAUUAUAUUCUUUGUACCAUAUGUUAUAUAUUAUGAUAGUACUUUGGGCAUUUGGGAAUUUGGUACUAUAACGUUUACUGCAUGCGUUGUUGUUCAGUUGGUUCAUCUAAGCAUAGAAACUAAAUCUUGGACUUGGAUACAUUUUAUUACCAUAAUUAUUAGCUUGGGACUUUAUUUUGCUUUUGCUGUUGUAUAUAAUUCAGUAUGUAUAAGCUGUCCUGGUCUUCAAAAUCCAUAUUGGGUCAUUCAGCAUUUAAUGAAAACUGCAAAUUUCUGGUUUUGUAUCUUAUUUGUUACAGUCACCUCUUGUUUACCUAGGUAUGUAAUUCAGUCAAUUAAAAAUCAGUUUUGGCCAUCAGAUGUAGUACGUGCAAAAUUAGAACAGAAGGAAAAUAAGAAAUAUUCGGAACAGUCGACAUUGUCCGUGUCCUGGUCAAGAGGAUCGAGCGGUUCGUCUAUUGUCAUAAGGAAUGGAAAUCCUCCCGAAAAUGCUAACGAGUGUCAAGAAGGGAACAUACCAACUGUUUCUGCUAUCUGUGAUUCUUCUCAUUCCAUUAAUUCACCAAAUCAAAUCAUUGCUUGACAUCAUUUAAAUAUUUAGCAAUCUGUCUAAUAAUAAGUCAUAAAUGGAUGGUGCUAAAACAAUUGUCAAAUAACCAGUUGACAUAAGCUGCCUUAUUUUUCUAUUAUCAGUAUUUGAAAAAAACUGAGAUUUUUAAAUAUUAAACAUUAUAUUAAUGUUGUUUAACUAUAUUUGUAAAUGUAAACAAUAGUUUAGUUGAAAAAAAAGACUAUUUAUAUUUAUUGUAUAUAAAUAUUAUUGAUUUUAUUUGGUCUUUAAUGAAAUCUUUGAUAUUUUAUCACGAAAUCAAUUAGAACGAAAUUGAUAUGUGGUUACUUUUUUGUGAUAAUUUAAGAAAAGACAAGUCAGUCUCAAAUCGAUUGCAAACAGACAAUUUUUAGCCAUUGUAAACUAGAUUUUUGCAUUCACUAAGUGAUUAUCAUGAAUCAACUUUGUAUUUUGUAAUUUUAUUGCCUUACAUAUCCAACAAACAAUAAUAUAAGAAAUUAAGAAACUCGGUUUCUCAUUCUAUGAGCAAAUUUCAACAGAUAUUUAUCGAAGGCAAAGGCCUCCGACAUAUAUCAUAGACCAAUGCAAUAUCAACAUCCACAUAAUUUUUGUAUCGAAAAUGUUUGUUUAAAAAUUUGCCAGGAUAAAUUUUAUAUCAAAUGAAAAUUUUGAUGUUAAUGUGUAAUCCUAGUCAUAGCUUUAGUUUAUUGAUAAGAUUUAGGUAAUUUUAUAUUGUUAGCAAUGUAAAAAUAUUUAUUAUGAUUUCACGACUACAGAAUUAAUGGAAAUUAUGUUUUAUAAAAAGUUUUUGUACUUACAUGACAAUACAGGUACCUUGAAUAUUAAUAUAUAUAUUAUAAAUGUUAUGUUUUGUCCUACGUGCAUUAAUCAUGUUUUUAUAAAUG
Molecule: messenger RNA, 3352 nt
Organism: Centruroides sculpturatus (bark scorpion)
Lineage: Eukaryota; Metazoa; Arthropoda; Arachnida; Scorpiones; Buthidae
Product: probable phospholipid-transporting ATPase VD
Exons: 14
Biological process (GO): phospholipid translocation
Cellular component (GO): plasma membrane
Molecular function (GO): ATP hydrolysis activity; ATPase-coupled intramembrane lipid carrier activity; ATP binding
Source: RefSeq, a predicted model, not a curated record